GAUAAGGAUGCAGUGGAAAAACUACAAGAACUGUAUUUGACUACUGGUUUUCAUGCUGAAUUUGAAAAACUUGAUGUUGAUCAGAACUUUUUCAAAGUUCCUAAAGCUUUAACAAAACCUAACACUACUGAUGCCAAUAAACAUGACUGAGUGCAAAGCAGAUAGCAAAACCAACGUUGAUUUAGUAUUCGGAGUACCUGGUCUCAAACGAAAAUUUCUAGGGAAAAGGCCACUGAAGAGACUGCAGCAUCAGAAGGCAUGCCAAAAAUGUAAAAAAUGCAUUACCGGUAAUCAAGUUUCACUGAAGUGCCCGUACUGCAAAAAAUGCUACCAUAUAAAGUGCAUCGUUCCAGAAAUGAGUAAAGUUCCUAAAGGAAUUGUACUCGAUGCAUUGCAGAGGAACUGAAACAUACCAAAUAUACGUAUAAAAAACCAAAUGGUGUGAACUGUUACAAUAUAGAAAACUUCCAUGAAAUGGCUAGAAACGCCAAGAGAACGUUCCUGAACCUAAACAAAGAAGAGAAUCCUACAUUAGAAACGGUCGAGCAGUUUUGGAAAAUUGUUGGUGAAAAAAAUACAACGGUUGACACGGUGGUCGAGUAUGGAGCCGAGUAUCAAAGCAUUGGCUCACCCUCACACAUCGCUGCUCGAAUGCACAUCACACGUUUGCCGGAUGAAGUGCUCGGUAGAUACUUAGACGGUAGAUAUCCGUGGUGUUUGGAUAACUUCGUAGAUAGCUCUGUCUCUGCACUGACCUAUCAAUACCUCAGCUAUCAGGCAUGGAUGUGUGUUGGUAUGAUUUUCUCGACAUUUGGUUGGCAUAAUGAGCCUCACUGGAGCUACUGUGUCGACCACUUACACUUUGGUAAUUCUAAAACGUGGUACGCUGUUCCUGGCCAGUAUGCUGAGAAAUUCGAAGAAACUAUGAAAGAGCUGGCGCCAGAGCUAUUCGAAGAUCAACCGGACACUCUGCUACUUCACGACUCUCUUGUCAACCCAAACGCCUUGAUGGAAAAAGGUGUUCCCGUUUACAGGAUGGAUCAAAACGUGGGAGAAUUCGUGAUUACAUUUCCGAGAGCCUACAUUUGCAGUUUCAACCAUGGCUUCAACGUGGCUGAAGCUGUCAACUUCGCUCCGGCUGAUUGGAUUAAAAUCGGCCGAAAAUGCGUGGAAGAAUACGCUCUAUUAAAAAAGUACUGUCUCUUCUCACACGAUGAGUUGAUGUUUAAAAUUGCAAAAGAUGCUGCAAAUUCUGAUGUACGCCUAGCUGCUGCAGUUUAUCACGACCUGUACUACUCUAUAAAAACAGAACUCAAACUUCGACAAUUCGUCGUUGGUCAAUGGGGCUGUAGUAAGGAUGAUCAUUUUAGAUUCAACUUUGAACGGAUGCCGGAUGACAGGCAAUGCUUCCACUGUAAAACAACAAUUUAUUUGUCAGCUGUCACAUGCAAAUGUGCGAUAGAUGCCGGUAUCCGGAGAAUGGUGUGCAUCAAACAUUAUGACAAAUUGUGUACAACAUGCACACCGCAAAAUCACUUGCUCAUGAAAGAUAUUUUUCAAAUGAGAUGUACGGGCUUUUCAAAAACCUCCGAGACGUGGUGGAUAAUUAUGAAAAAUGGGUGAAGAGUAUGAGACUCCUUCUUCGCAAGAGCCCAGAAUUAGGUUCCUGCGAAAAAGAAGAGCUAGAGAAUCUAUUAGAUAAAGGAGAGCAGAGCAACUACUUGAAUCCGCAAUUUUUGAGCAUUUUCAAGUCUUGCUUACUCCUCCUACCAACAAGCAGUUUGGAUGUAUUUGG
This is a messenger RNA of Nilaparvata lugens (brown planthopper), 1795 nucleotides long. Its product is annotated as lysine-specific demethylase lid-like. Gene Ontology annotation, molecular function: histone demethylase activity. The record is from RefSeq and is a predicted model, not a curated record. NCBI's taxonomy places the organism in Eukaryota, Metazoa, Arthropoda, Insecta, Hemiptera, Delphacidae. The transcript is spliced from 11 exons. The coding region runs from base 475 to 1623 and encodes 382 amino acids. Gene Ontology annotation, cellular component: nucleus. Gene Ontology annotation, biological process: chromatin remodeling.